This is a messenger RNA of Eucalyptus grandis, 1361 nucleotides long. Its product is annotated as histone deacetylase HDT1. The transcript has 10 exons. Lineage: Eukaryota; Viridiplantae; Streptophyta; Magnoliopsida; Myrtales; Myrtaceae. The coding region runs from base 130 to 1053 and encodes 307 amino acids. The record is from RefSeq and is a predicted model, not a curated record.
UGAUCGCACGUAUAAAUACGCAGCACCUUUCGAACGCCCUAAAAUAUUUUCUUUUUCGCUCUGCAAAAAUUCAUCGUCUUCCAGAAAAUUCACCGCACAGUCCCCUCUCGAGCUUCUCCGCCGUCAGCAAUGGAGUUCUGGGGUGUGGAAGUCAAAAGUGGGGAACCCCUCAAUGUCGAACCUGGGGCUGAAACAGUUGUGCAUUUGUCACAGGCCUGUCUCGGAGAAACCAAGGAAAAAACAAAGGAAUCUGUACUUCUGUAUGUCCAUAUUGGGGUUCAGAAACUCGUCCUCGGAACUCUCUCUGCUGAUAAGUUUCCCCAGAUACCUUUUGAUCUGGUGUUUGAGAAAAGUUUUAAGCUUUCUCACAAUUGGAAAAAUGGAAGCGUCUUCUUCAGUGGAUAUAAGACACUACUUCCAUGUGGAUCCGACGCUGACAGUCCAUAUUCUGACUCCGACACUGAUGAGGGUCUUCCAAUUAAUGUUACUGCCCAAGCUGAUGUACCUGCGAAAAAAGCACCAGUGACUGCUAAUGCCAAUGCAGCAAAGCCCAACCUGGCUUCUGCUAAGCAAAAGGUAAAGAUUGUUGAAUCAAACGAGGAUGGGAAAAAUGAAGGGGACGAUGAUGAAGAUGCUGAUGUAUCUUCAGAUGAUGAUGCUGAGGAUGAUUCUGGUGAUGAGGACAUGGUCGAUGGAGGUGAUGAAAGUAGCGAUGAAGAUGAUGAUGACAGUGAGGAAGGGGAAAGUUCUGAAGAGGAAGAGCCUAAGGCUCAACCAAGUAAGAAGAGACCUGCUGAUUCUGUACUGAAAACCCCUGCGUCAGAUAAGAAAUCAAAACUGGAAACUCCUCAAAAGACUGAUGGCAAGAAGGCCAGUGAGCAUGUAGCAACUCCAUACCCUUCUAAGCAAGCUGGGAAGGUGAUUGCCAGUAAAGGUCAAGCUAAGCAACAAACACCAAACUCCAACGAGUUCUCGUGCAAACCUUGCAACCGGUCAUUUAAGUCGGAUCAGGCUCUUCAAUCUCACAACAAAGCGAAGCAUGGUGGAAGCUAAAACUUUGGGAAGUCCAAAGACACUGGCGAUUUUGUCCGACGGAGGUGGGUGAUGCCAAUCGAAGAGGCUCUGCAACCAGGAUGUUCUUUUAUUGUUAGUUGUGGCUUUUCAUGACUCCAUUCUGGAACGAACUAUGGGUCUUAACGAUCUGUAACGGCUUAAAACGUUUGAAGUUGAAAUACUCGUGUCCUUCAGUUAGCUGUUCGCAUUUUGAGCCCAUUCGAAACUUUGCAUUUGGGAUUUUUCAUUAUGGUUGCUGAUACCGGUGGUUUGGUUGAUAAAUCCAAGUAAAUUUUAGCAUGGUUGAU